Messenger RNA from Clarias gariepinus (North African catfish), 2160 nucleotides. RefSeq names its product interferon-induced GTP-binding protein Mx1-like. Gene Ontology annotation, cellular component: microtubule; cytoplasm; membrane. The transcript is spliced from 12 exons. Gene Ontology annotation, molecular function: GTPase activity; GTP binding; microtubule binding. Lineage: Eukaryota; Metazoa; Chordata; Actinopteri; Siluriformes; Clariidae. Gene Ontology annotation, biological process: defense response to virus. Bases 84 to 1952 code for a protein of 622 amino acids. The record is from RefSeq and is a predicted model, not a curated record.
AAAGCCACCCUUUAAACGAAAAAAUAUAUAUAUUACAUAUUAAUAAUUGAAGAUAUAUUCGCUGAGUUUAUCAUCUGUCAGAGAUGAGUACUAGGCUAAAUGAGCACUAUGAGAAGAAGGUGCGUCCGCACAUCGACCUUACUGACUCCCUGCACGCUCUUGGUGUGGAGACGGAUCUCAAGUUGCCUGCCAUUGUGGUAAUUGGAGACCAGAGUUCGGGGAAGAGCUCGGUGCUGGAGGCCCUCUCUGGGGUCCCACUGCCAUGUGGGAGUGGUAUGGUGACAAGAUGUCCACUCAAACUCAAGAUGAAAAAGAGCAAAAAUGAAAGAUCGCAUGGAAAAAUUAGUUACAAGGAUAUUAAAGAAGAAAUACAAAAUUCAACAGAUGUGGAUAAAAUAAUCAGAAAAGCUCAGAAUGAAAUAGCUGGGGCUGUGGACAUCAGUCAUGAGCUUAUUAGCCUGGAGGUAACAUCACCCAACGUUCCUGACCUCACACUCAUUGAUUUGCCUGGUAUUGCCCAUGUGCCAAUGAAAGGUCAACGAGAGGACAUCAGAGAACAGAGUAAGAGCCUGAUUCGAAAGUUCAUCACAAAUCAAGACACCAUCAUUCUAGUGGUGAUGCCAUGUAACCUGGACAUUGCCACUACCGAAGCACUAAAGAUGGCUCAGGAAGUUGAUCCACAUGGCACGAGAACCCUUGUCAUCCUAACAAAGGCUGACCUGGUGGAUAGAGACAUGGAGGAGACAGUGAUGUCCAACAUCAAUAAUAAGUUACUUUCCCUCAAAAAAGGAUACAUGAUUGUCAGGUACCGAGGACAGCAAGAGAUCAACAAAAACAUCCCACUACAUGAAGCUGUUGAGAAGGAGAAGGACUUCUUUAUAAACCACCCACAUUUUCGGACAUUGUAUAAUGAGGGAAAAGCCACCAUUCCUAACUUGGCUGAGAAACUCACGCUCAAUCUUGUUGAUCACAUCAAGCAAUCUCUACCACAAAUAGAUGAGCAAAUCCAGAUUAAGUUGGUUGAAACUCAGGAGGCAAUAGAUCGCUAUGGGUUAGAAUGUCCUACAGAUCCAACAGACAAGAUGAUCUUCUUGACUGAUAAAAUAACAGCAUUUAUUCAAGAUGCUAUCAGCCUUACAACUGGAGAGGAGCUGAAAAGUCUGCGGCAUGUCAACAUCUUCUCACGUCUGAGGAAACACUUUGAUGAGUGGAAGAAAGAGCUAGAUACAUCAGGCAUGAAAUUUAAGGAGGUCAUUGAUGAGGAACUACAAUUGUAUGAGAAAAAAUACAGAGGCAGAGAGCUUCCAGGCUUCAUCAACUACAACACCUUUGAGAUGAUGUUUAGAACCCGGAUAAAGCAGCUGGAGGAACCUGCUGUUUUGAAGAUGAGGGAAAUCUCAGAUUUCAUUAUGGAGGAGUUCAUUCAGCUAGCUGAAGCCAGCUUUUUAAAAUUCCCAAAUCUUCUUAAAAUUACAAGGAACAAGAUUAUUAAAAUAAAGAAGAAAAAGGAGUUGGAGGCAGAAUCAAUGCUGCGGACUCAAUUUAAAAUGGAGCUGAUGAUCUACACCCAGGAUAGCAUAUAUAGUGAAAUCCUGAAGAUGCUGAAAGAGAAGUUGCAGGAGGACGAGAGAAAAGCUCAUGGCGUGCCUCGCUCUCAUAGUUAUUGUAUGUACAACCUCUCAGACAUUGAAGACGCCCUAGAAGAACUGACAACAAACCUCAUGGCCUACUACAGCAUUGUGAAUAGACGUCUGGCUGACCAGGUGCCACUGGUGAUCAGGUACAUGGUGCUUCAGGAAUCAGCCGCACAGCUGCAGAGAGAAAUGAUACAGCUCACACGGGACAAUGACGUUAAUUUUCUGCUGGAAGAAAUUGAUGACAACAAGAUCAAACUAGACAACCUAAAAAGACUCCAGAAUUCUCUGAAAGAGGCUCUAAAAAAAAGGGAUUAAGUGAUAGUCUUAAUUGUCAGUGCAAAUCUAUAAUCAAUAAUGGGGCAUUUUGAUUUGGGACAAAGGGUAUAACUGUCAAUCACAAUUAAAAAUACAUACUAUUAUGAUAAGAAAAAAAACCUUUAUGCAUUUAUUUACUUUAAAACUUGUUUUUAUUAUUUUAACUAUAAAUAUUUUAGUUAACAUAGCUAAUUAAAACAUUUUUGUU